Molecule: messenger RNA, 297 nt
Organism: Letharia columbiana
Lineage: Eukaryota; Fungi; Ascomycota; Lecanoromycetes; Lecanorales; Parmeliaceae
Exons: 1
Coding region: 1-297 (98 amino acids)
Source: RefSeq, a predicted model, not a curated record
AUGAGGGCCGACCUACUAUGGUGGCAAACCUUUCUGAAGGACUGGAACGGCCUGAGCCUACUCCGUAACGUCGCCGACCGUCACACAUGGCAUAUUUGGACUGACGCAUCGGGGAAACUCGGUAUGGGCGGCUACAUUGUAGAACUCUCGAACCUAUCGCCAUCCCUUCAGGACGUUUUCAGCGAACGAGUACCCAAACGGGAGCUCCAUAAGGAUAUUCAGUUCAAAGAAAUGAAAGCCGUGGGCCAUGCCAUGCCAUCCGGACAUGGCUGGAUAGGCUUCAUGGAUCUCGUCUGA